GGGAGAAACCUGUGGGAAGUCACGCUUUCUGUAGUGCUUUUUAUUUUUCUCUUGAGAUGAGAACGUUUUACGUAAAGAAAAUAAGCUUUUGACCGUUCUAGUCAAACUAGAAAGCUGGAUUCUAUAGUGAAAGAAAACAAGGUAUAGUAAUUAUCUUCCUGUUUUCUUUGUAGAACGAGCUGUAGAUGUGGGUCGUAAUUAGAGGCCACUUGCCACGGUACUGAUCAAGCAGUAUAGACAGACAUUAUUGGAGGCAAUAUAAUAUCAGUUUCAGUUCAGUUUCAGCCGUUGAAUGUCCGUUGGACGCGGGCCUUCUCCAUUGACUUCCAAUGGACCGCGUUUUUUGCGCUACACGGUGCCAGUCAAGUUUAGGUACUGUUUAAAAAACUCGCAAUCGUGUAUUAUCAAGUUUAAAAACCUUAUAAUAUACGACUGCGAUUUUUUUGAACGGCUUCAAAAUCUCUGAUAUAGAUCAACCCAUUCUUGCACUAAUAUUUAGAUUUGGGGUUACUGUGGUCUAAAAAAUUGAACCUAAAGUUUAGCCGUGUCUUUAUCACAUACAAAGACACUCAUUAAACAUUAAUUUCUUUUGUUUUUUCUUUAUGAAUUAUUAAUGAGAUUUUAAAGAAACUGUCUAAGUCGUCCCUCCAUCUCGUCCUCGGUCUUCCUCGAUUCGUGGUGUGUCCUAGUGGCGUUCAGAACGUAAUGCGGGUUGUCCAACAGUUGUCUGUUCUUCUCGCUGCAUUACCUAGUCUGCUACACAGCUGUUUUUAUUGUCGUCACGCAACGCUCCUCUCCACUCGUCACGCAAUGCUCCUCCCCAGCGUUACGUAACGGCACUAAAAACGGCUGUGAAGCAGACUAUACCUUACCAGCCUUCAAUAUGAAAAGUGCAGGGGAUGAUCGUAGUCUGGUUUAGGGUAUAAAUUUUCUACACAUUAGUUUCACCUAGUCUGUUCACGACAGAAACGACAAUAUGUCGUUUAAAAGCAGGAACUGAAUGCGAUGUUACUUUACAUUGCAUAUAAUAUGGUAUAGGGGACAGAAAUUAAUUACAGGACUCAACGUACGGCUUAAAGUCAUAUCUGACAUCGGGUAAAUUGAUAUCUUAGUUAAUUGGAGAAACGGGGGAGGGGGAAGGGGGUGUGAAGAAAGAGGCGUGCACCUCCCCAGUACCACGCUAGUCUCGCUUUGCUCGCCUAUUUUUUGCACCUAGUUGUUUGCUAUCCGCCUCUUUUUUUUUACCUAGUGGCCUGGUUGCAGGAUAAUAGUUCAAUCGUUUGCCUUUCGUAAUUAUUGAUUUUUGUAAAAAUGACGUUUUUUCAUUUCUAAUUCACAUUAGUAACCUGGGAUACAAGAUGGGCGUUGAAAUCAAGGAGCGAGAGACUUGGUCUUCAAAGUUGGAUUUCCUUCUCGCUUUGAUGGGUUUUUCCAUCGGUCUCGGUAACAUAUGGAGGUUUCCUUACCUUUGUUUUAAAAAUGGUGGAGGUAAGUGCAGAAUUAUGGCCAUAGGAUGAAUUUCGAAUUCGGUUAACUUACAAAAAAUAAAAUGAGGAGGAAAAGUAUUCUCUCGGUAGCCAUGUAGAAAAAAUAAAUAUUGAAAAAAUAUUUUAAUUGUGGUUUGAGGCCAUUCGAUAUAAAGGCUGCACUGGAGUUCCAACAAGAAGCUUAAAUGCUGAUUUCUGUAUUGGUUUCCACCAUUAAUGAAAAUCUGUUAGAAUUUUCAAGAAUAGAUAUAUAGUAAUGCAUACCCCUGACACGCCACCCUCCCACCCCUCUUUUUGCACUUAUUUCUUUUUCUGUCCACUACUGUCACCUCCUUGUUUUCUAUACUGUCUCUUUUGCCCCAUUGCGCAUCCACUGCUUACAUUACCCUACCGUCAUGUCACUAACUCAUCUAACACUAAUAAAAACCUUUUGCACAUUUACAGAAAAGAUAUAAAAUAUAGCGCAGCCCCUCCCCCACCCCCCCCCCCCUCUUUGCUAGAAGCUUACACCUUCGUUGUUUGGAACCCGGUAGCCAUCUAUUUUAAUACCUAAGAUCUAGGCCUGAAGAGAUCCCUCCGUCUACAGUGGAAACCCCACCGGAGCAGAAAUAUCGCGGCCGAUUCGUUCUGAAAAUCAUCUUGAUGAUGACGAUGAUGAUUAUCGUAAACAGAAGAGGCAAACUCGGUGUUCCAGAUGUAGAACUGUGCCUUACUAGUAUUCAAAGGGUCAAGAAUUGCGUGUGUUACUUGUGCAGAAUAUAAAUGAUCUACAGACGCAAAAAGAAUAUAUGACAUCAUCAUGUCCUAAAUAAGGUCAUGAUUCAUACAACUGAACAUAAAUAAUGACAUAAACUAUCUUAAAAUAACUCAAAACCUGUCAAGCAUUUAUACUAGUCUCAACGCCACGUCCGCCAGGUUGGUGUCUCAGAACUAUAGCACGGCGGCCAUGGGAGUGGAACUUUUCUCUCCUGUAAAAUCUUUCCUCUGUCUUAAUAAAUUUGCAUAGCUGUUUCCCACGUGAGUGAAAAGGCUCUUAUGGAGCGUGGGUUAAUUUAUGAUGCCUAUUCAUGAUGUGAUUGUCGCUAAUGUAAUCCUGGGCAAAUUAAUGAGUUAGCUGUGGAAAAAAAGAUUACUCUUUACGCGUGUCCUAUACUGCUGGUCCGUUUCUGGGUAUCGAAACUGAGACCUUCCAUGCUACAUUUCAGCGAUUCAAUGUUUGUGACAUCUAAUCUCAUUCUUGUGAGAGCCGCCACAUGACGAUUAAAGCCACUGGAUAACCUGGUUCUCCCGUAUAAUAUAUAGAUUUAGCCAGGGCUAAAAGAGAAGCUCUCUAUAAUUUUUAUAGUUUGUUCACACAAUAUAUAAAAUAGUUAAUGCUAAGCGGCGAAGGCAACGAGAACGGUAAAAAAACAAAAAAACAACAACAACAAUAGGUCUAAUUAGCAAAAAAGCAACUUUGCACGUGCAGCACACUUUUUUGUACAUUUCUUUGACGUUGUUUUGCACAACUACUACGUGAAACUUCCAGAAACAUCCCAGUUACACGUUUUAUGGAGCGAAUGUCGGACGUGUUCUUGUUCACUCUUUUUUCACUGUCGCUCAUUUUCACCCCAGUGGCCGCUAGCAUCCCGCCACUUCAAAAUUUCAUGUUGUUCCUCCAACAGAAAACGUCUCCUUUUGUUUUUUCUCUCUCGCUCUAGCUCCUUUUCUCGUUAAGCUUUGCUGGCCUGUCGACCUAUUUUCUCUUUUUCUCUGUGUUUCCCUUUCUCUAUAUUCCAAAUUUGUUGACAAGACAAUUAAUUUAAGCUUAAUAUAUACUCAAAAAAAAAACAACAAAAAAACAAAAAAAAACCCACUGAUACAGAAACAUUUUCCGCUUUCCGUUCUUGUCUUUAUUGACUCCUUAGGGACGGUCCAUUAGAGAAGUUAUUGGGGGGAGUGGAGGGAUGAGGGGAAUUUUCGAGCCGCAGGAAUUUUUUUUCGUUAUCAAAUUCCUGGUAUGAAUUUUUUUUUGGGCCAUAGCAUGAAUAUUUUUUAGGAUUAAUUGGCGUGCAAGAAUUUUUUUCAUUUAAUUUUUCCUUGCACGAAUUUUUUUUUCUUCGCUCCCCCCCCCACCCGAUAAGUUUUCUAAUGGUCCGUCCCUUAGUUAUGUCUGCUUCACGAGACGCGGGUGGCCAUACGCUUUUCGCAAAAAUAAUCUGACAUUUGGCAUCGGCUUACAUGUAGUGGGUGUACGGACGUUCGUUCGCACGCUACCCCAUAACCACAUUUUCUCGGAUGGAUAGUUUACCAAAUUUUCUUACCCAUGGUGCUCCGCUUGCGCGCUUCGCGCGAGAGCUCCGCAAUAAGGCACUCUAUAUGCUCCAGGGAUACUCUCAAGGCCUUAUACGCAAAAUUGUUUUAGCCAUGCCUUAUGCAUCAUGAAGUAUGGGGUGGCUUUUAUGCGAAAGGAAAUUAGUUACUCUACUAACCUGUGGGUAACUUCAUAUUUGCAGGUUGUUUCCUCAUUCCCUACUUGCUUUGUUUGAUUGUGGCUGGUGUACCCGUUUUAGUAAUGGAGAUUGGUCUGGGGCAAUACACGAGUCAAGGUGGAAUCACGGCUUGGAAAAUUUGUCCACUUUUCCAAGGUAAGAACAAUUCAACCGUAACCUCUUGAGUAGAGACGUUUGCUGGACAACUGAGAAACGUCUUGUGUUCGCGGAUAUUUUGCACAUAAUAAAAAAAAAACCCUAGCCGGGCAUACUUCUCAGGAAUAACCUAUCUAAAAUAUUUAAUUUGAAUAUGAAUAGCCCACUUUUGACAUAUUAAAAUUCUAACAUGCCUCUGAGGCUUUAGGGUCAAAAUUGCAAAUUUUUCACGACUCCAUUGUCUCGCAAUUCCCAGAACAGAUUUGAGCACAAAGAAAACCAGCCAAAUAUAGAAAUAUGACCAGAAAGCGCCGGAGUCAUGUUAGAAUAGUCCUCAAUCACGAUACCCUUCAUCUUUGCACGCGCUUUAGGAUUGAUGAUAUAAAAGCAAUGUCACGUGGUAUUUCAGGGAGCAAACAAGUGUUAAAAUUUGCCGAUACGAGUAAUCGAGGUCAAGUUUGGUUAUCCUUUCAAAACGAUAAGGCAAUUUUAAAUUUGCAAAAUGUACCGUUCAAGUACCGAAAAGUUUCAUGUCAUUAUUGCUUGCUGUGAGGGCAUCUACGGUCGCCACUGCAUUGAAAAAAUAACAACGAUCACUUCUACCCAUAAUUUGCCAUAAUUGUCUUUAAGAUAAAAAUAUAUUUAUAACACAACCGCGAUUUCUUGUAUUGGCAGGUUUUAUCUCUCGUUUGCCCCCUGAAAAACCACGUGACAUUGCUUUUAACUCAUCAGCCCUUACGCGCGUGCAAAGAUGGCGGGCAUCGUGAAUAAGGUCUAUUUUAAUAUAUCGAACGUGGUUUAUUAACCGACCCUUAAUAGACCAUUUAAGAUAUAUUAUAAUUCAUACUUGGCUACAAGACUAAGGGGAGUAAAACAAAAGAAACCGUCUCGACGCUCAGCAAUGAAUAAUGCAUUUCCUUUGUCUUAUUCCUCCAAGUCUUGAAGCCAAGUUUGAAUUUUACGGUAUCGAAAAAAGACCUAUUACCGUGAUCAGGUAAUUUCAAGUACUUGGGGUGCAAGGUUGUCCUUGAGCUUUGCUGCGGAAGGAGCAAAUUGACCAGACCUCGAAAAAAAUAAUUCACCGGUGAGGGUGCUUAAAACAUUAAUGACUCGCGUCAAAGUUCGGCGCAUAUAUUUUUUAUAUCAUUCUGAUGAGCACAGUAGUUUACUAUGUGCCCUACAUGGUCAUGGUUUGGGAGGACAUGGAUGGACAACACUGUAAACAUGAACAAUUUAAUACUUAUGAUAAACAGGGAUGCCCAGAAAAUUAUAUUAGACCGUUCUCUCCAUUCAUCCGCUACCAAUGAGCCUGAGGUUUGGAUUGGUUUUCCCUCGACGCACGCUUUUGCGCUUUACCACCAUAACCUCUGAUAUAUGUUUUGAAUUGCGUCAAUGAGAUACCAACCCACAGGCUGGAUUUAUCGGGUGAAAAAGAUGACCAUCACUAAAAAGCAUGACAAAGAGAUGACCUGAGAUCGUCCCGUGCAAAGAGAACAUUAUCAUUCUUUCUAAAAGAAUUAAUAAUAUUUGUAUCUAAAAAAAUCGCAUUGCGACUUUAAACGGAGCUCUAUGGGUAAGAAAGUUUGGUUAUCUAUACAUCCAAGAAAUUUGGUGCUGACCUAAAUCAUUGCGUACUUACGUCCGUGCGUCCACCCCCGUAUAGAGUCCAAGACAUAUACUAUCAGGUAUUUGGUAAUACUUGGUAAUAAACAUCCAUGUCAUGGUCAAUUGACAGUUGUCAAGAAAGGUAUCUGCUGACCAGUGUGACGUGACUAUAUCGCGGGCUCUGGUAUGUAACACAUUGAGGUGACUUUUUAAAAAUUUAUUCUCUGACCAGUUUUUGGUUUUCACUUGAUCGCGGAGUCAGGUCCAUAUUUUAAAGGUGGAAUUCAGUAUGCUUUCUGCUUACGGCAAAAGAUGCAUUAUUAAAGAAAGAGAUUUCUUCAAGUUCCCUCGAGAGCCUCGCUUUUGGCCUUUGCUAAAUCUAUAUAUCAUACAGAUUUGUAUGUAGUACAAUCAGUUCUUAAGAUUUGGAAGCUAUUUAGCUUUUUGAAUAUGCUUUUGGUUUAUCACUAUUUGCUUUUUAUCGUUUGAUUUUUGAAAAGAUAGAAAAUAGCGCCAAGAGGGCUAAAUUUCGGUAAAUUUGGAAUCGUGUCAUAUUGAUUUAGAAAGCCCCUUUCAAGUUAUGUUACUAAGGUUUUAUUUUUAUACCAGGAAUUGGCUAUGCCGGUGUGCUUGUAAUGCAGUAUAUCAACAUUUACUACACGGUGAUUCUUGGCUGGGCUUUGUUUUACAUGUUUGCUUCAUUCCAGUGGACUCUUCCAUGGUCUCGAUGUGGUAAUGAGUGGAACACGCCAAACUGUGUGGAUUACAAUAGUAAAGGAGAAAGUCAACAAGAUUCGCAAGUAAAUGACACCAUUAGGAACCUCACGACCAUUCUUGCCAAAAGAACAGUAGCAAAUGGCUCAAAAACUAUACCAGCAAGCCAGGAAUAUUGGGAGUAAGCAGAAUUACAGUUUGUAGUUAAGACGUCGCAUUGUUGGGACUCAAGCGUUUGAUUCUCGACAGAUCUUUUAUAAGUCCCUGUCACCUUCCUGAUGUUGUUUUGAGCACUUCUGACUAGCCAGCAGAACAAGAUUAGAGCGUGAGGCACGCGCUACAAGGGAAGGCGCCUCCCUUCUUCGAGCGUGUCUUUUCAUUUUAAAUCCACUUCUCGCUUGCCUUCACUCUAGUGAAAAAUGUGAAGAACCAACGCCUGCUCCGCCGGCUAACUUCUGACGGACGUUCGCGCACCAGCAAUCCUGUUAUAACUUGGACAACGGCAGUUAGCAUGAACUCAGUCAUGUGUUUUACCUGACCCGAACAGAUAUGAUUCAGGUUUAUCCCCGACAAGUCGAUUUCCUGAUUCCUUUCUUUCUUUUCGAGACAGCAAAAGUUGCGUCUAAAACUGCUAUAAUAUUUUUUCUUUCUCUUAGGAACAGGGUGUUACGCAUCUCUAAUGGUUUGGGCGAACCGGGACCAGUGAACUGGGAUCUAGCCUUGUGCCUGUUGUUGGCCUGGAUUAUCUGCUAUCUAUGUGUGUGUAAAGGAGUCAAAUCAAGUGGAAAGGUGAGAAGUCACAAGGCUGUAAACUUGCCUUUCUGAAGAUAUUGUGGGUGGCAGGCGUUUAAAAGGGAAGGAGAUAUGGGAAUUCGGGUGCGCAAAGGGGCGGAAAAAGGGAAUCUGUACAAAAAACGGAGAAAGCAAUAGCGUCACUGCAGGAGUUCCUUUAUCCUCUGCCUCGCUUGCCCGAAUUUCCCCAUUUCUUCCCCUUUUAACGCCUGCCACGCAUGGUACGCUACCCGCCUGUCACGCAUGCUACCCUAAAAGGAUGGACCUUUCAGGUUCAUCCGUCUGGAGGAUGUUCAAUGUUCAGCCCUCUCGGCGGAUGAUGUUAUCCACCUCGGCCUUCAGCCUCGGUGGAUAACAUCCUCCUCGAUCUGCCCAAUUAUUCACAUCCUACUCAGCCUCAUUCAAUAAUUGCUAAUUAUCUUAGCGCCCACACGUUAAAGGCUCAAUAUACCAUAUACUUUUCAAAAGUCUUUAUAUACCGAGUUCGAAGAUGUCUUUAAGAUAAGAUAAAGAGGAGUUUUAACAAUCUACAAGGGGACGGAAAACUACUUAUUCGGCGGAAAUAUUUUUUGAACAGACGUAAGACUCAUGCAAAUUAUACACGCCAUAGCGCAUGCUGAUGGCACCACCACGUCACUCCCUCAAAAGCUAGGCAGUUAAAGUAAACAAUUGAAAAGUGAAUUUUAUGUCUCGACCAGAUCUCGCCUUCGGCCUCGUCGACAAGAAAUCAGGUACGAGAUUAUAUUCUCUGCUCUGGGACAGAAGUCAAAAUAGCGUCUUAUUUCGCGAAAGUUCUGGAAGACGCAAUUUAAGUGAUAAAUGUACAAAAAAGAUAUCAUGAAAGCGACUAAAUUUGGCUUGUCAGUGUUUACUGGUAAAAAUCAUUUUCUUACUGAAUUUGCAGCACUAUCCAAAAAUUCACUUGACAAAUGUCCGAAAUAUUUGUAGACAAAACACUUUUUCGAUCGUUCUAACGGAAAAUUUCCGGGAGCAACGGACAUCUGAAAAGGUAGUCCUGUUUUUCCGGACGGAAUAUUCCAAACAGAAAUUCGGUUUCCAUUUCUUCAAAGCCAUCUUUGAUACCAGCUUCAGGCCUUCGCGGUCGUUUUCCGGUAGAUGGAACUGAUUCGUACAAGUGGUAAACACGAUUCUGGGGCGAAAUUUACCAGUCCUGAAUUUUGCGUACCAUUUGCCCAAACCGUGGACUGACCGGUUUGCCCAUGGAAAUGGUAAACAACCUAAGAUUCACGUUUACGCCAAACGGCAAACGUGAAUUUGUACCACGUGACCAAGUUUUCCCUUAAUUGUCGUUCACUCUUUAUUACUUCUACACAAAAAUAAGUAGUUUCAUACCAGUUUUAUCCAUAAUAAUUGUUCUGGAACAGCUUUUAUCUGCUUAUUUUCUAUUCUGAGAAAUUCUCAACUUGAAUCUGACGUUUGCCGUUUGCCGUAAACGUGACUCUUAAACUUUCUAUUAACACAAGUCUCUCCCCUCGGGUCGUUGCAUAGUGCUAGAUAUAAACCACUAUUCACUUCUCCCUAGGGGUAUGGUCGCAUCUUAUUGGCUGCACCUAUGUAACUGUCUAGGUGACUUACUGCAGUGCAAUCUUAAAGCUCUGUUAUAAGCUGAACUUUUUAUCUUCUCUCCUUUUCGUUGUCAACAACAACAACAAUCCAUUUUAUUUGCCAACUUUAAAAACGUUUACAAAAAACAAAAUAUAUUAAAACAGAUCAGGCAACAAACUACCCAGAAUGGUAAAAAAAAUAAACGAGCUGAGUAGUUACAAUAAUUAAAUAACAUACUUUAGGGUUGUGACACACGAAAGAUAAAGAGGAAAAUAACUUAACUAUAGGAGAGAAAAAAAUGAUAAUAGUAAUGAAAAGAAAAAAAAAUUGAUUAAUUAAUACAAAUAAUAUUAUAGAACAACACAAAGCAAAACGGUACCAGAUAACUAUAAAGCUUACAUUAAUAAGGGUAAGUUAUACCAUGCUAGCCAGCAUCACGAGUAAGUUCCAGAAAAAAGAUUUGCCUGCAUGUUCUCCUUAAUUAGACAAGAAAAUUGUUUUCUGAACGCGCUCUGUUUUCCAGGUUGUGUACUUCACUGCAACAGCUCCAUAUAUUUUAAUGACCAUCAUCUUGAUCCAAAGCGUUACCCUGCCAGGAGCUGGUGAGGGAAUAAAGUUUUAUCUCACGCCUGACCUUUCAAGGCUUAAGGAUGGCCAGGUAGCUACUUUCAUUUUCUUUAUUUCCAAGCGAUUGAAUGGGCAUUUUCAACCAACGAAACUAGUAAGAAAGAAUUGAGUGUCUGACAGUUUGACUUUGUGCCUGCCGCAUUGUCAAAGAAUUCAAUAAAUUACGGAAUUAAGCACGGUAAUUUUUAAUUCGUCAUCCACAAGACCUUGAGGAAAAAGACACGUUAUAACAUGAAAAUUUUCGAGGACACCUCUUGUGGUCUCGAUGGCACAUAACAGUACAUGAAGUCGCUAUCUUUCACAAGACGGUGCUGAAAUACAAAAACCUCUGUGAAGUGUGGCAGACAUUUCGCUCUGAUCUGUCCCUUGAAUUUGUGCUUAGAGGAAUGACCAAGAGAAUGCUGCUUGUUUCCCUUCUCUUUUUUCGUUCUAUCUGUUAAUCUUAACCUUUUGUAUUGACUUUUGGUUAAGGUUUUCUCUCAAUAUUUUUCCCCAAAGCGCGACUUGUUUUGAGAUUGAAGAAUAUAUUCCUCUUGUAACGUUGAUUGUAGCAGUAAAAUAAAGUUUCAUACCUUGUCAGGUUUGGAUCGACGCUGGUACUCAAGUUUUUUUCUCGUAUUCCAUUGGAACGGGAACCAUGACUGCAUUAGGAAGCUACAACAAGUUCAAGAACAACUUCUACAGGUACACGAGUACUUCGUCACCAUUAACAACCUAUUCUGCUUCGUUUUCAGUUCCUCGCGAUCGUAAGUAUUUGGAUGUCACUUUUAAUAAUAAUAAUAAUAAUAAUAAUAAUAAUAAUAAUAAAAUUAACGGUAAAAAAGUAAAAAGUAUUUCAGACGACUUCAGGUCAUCAAUGUCAAAUGCAAAAAAAAAAGUUAAAGUACGUAUCACUCCAAAUAUGUUCAUAAAUUGAAUAAAAGUGGAAAACUUAUAAUAAACUAUACCGCAGAUUAUUUUCGACUUUUAUAAGUCUCUUUUUUUUUCUGCAGAUUCUUAAAUAUUUUUCCUUGAUAGUUUAGGCUGUGAAAUUUUGGGCUGGUUGCGAGUGAAGUAUUUUGAGGCAUUGGUUUUCUCGAUAUGCCUAUAGCACGCAUGUCAGAGUUCGAUUUCACGUUUUGUAGAAGACGUAAACACAAGGCAAUGAUCUUCUAAUUCUUUUUUUUUCAACCUAGGUCAAAUCCUUUUAGUUUUCAACUUCAUAAAAAUCAACAUUUGACAAAUACGACAGCCUUCGAUUGUGCAUCAAAAGAGUAUAGCGAGGAAAAACGAGAUCUAGAACAAUUUGCUGAUUAAUCACAUAUUUAUCUCAGAAGCACGGUUUUAGUAGGGUAUUAGCACCAUUCUCACCUUCUUCUCUUUGCCCUUGAUUUGCGGCGGGGCAGAGCUAAAACAAUAUCUCAAAAGACGUUAUUGUUUCACCCGACCCAGGAAAAUAUCUACACGCUGUUCUAAGGCCCGUUUCAAACGUCGUCAAGACUUCUAACCAAAAGCUGCUCAUAUAGGCAAAGAAACAAUUUCUGCUUUCCGUUUUCGUCUUUAUCAGGGAGCUUAAGCAACUACGACGACGAUCACAUCGACGACUAAAAAAAAAAACAAUAGGUUUAAUGAUCAAAACAACAGCUCUGCACGUGCAUCACGCUUCUUAGUACAUUUAUUUGACGUCCACUGCACGACUACGACGUGAAACCUCCUAAUUUGACGUUUUAAAUACAUUUACAUUUAUUUGACGUCCACUGCACGACUACGACGUGAAACCUCCUAAUUUGACGUUUUAUUGAGGACGUGGACAUACAACGACGAAUUUUCCUUCCUCCUUUUGAACCUGAAUGAAAUCCUUAAGAAUUCAACUCCGGGAAAAGUCGUCUGUUUUUGACAUAUUGAGCGGGUCCAAAUAGACGCGAUUAAGUUUGAAAGAACGCAAAUUCAUUUUUUUAUGGUCGUUUUCACUGUCGUUGUCGUUGUCCUCACUUAAGGUCCCUGUUGAUUCUUUAGAUGUCUCUGCUUCACAAGACGCGGGUGGCUAUGCAAUUUCCCGCCAAAAUAACCUCGAGUUGCAAAUGGGUUGCCGCACCUGUUGAUUAAGUUAUUUUACAUUGGUGUGCCUAUGGCGCGGACGGACGGGCGGGCGUCAGUCACUUGAUUACCAAAAUUUCUCGGAUGGGUAGAUUACCACAUUUUCUUAGGCAUGUGGCUACGCUCGCGCGCGCUUGCUCUUGCGCGUGGAACUUCAUUAAAACUUGUAGCGUUAUAAGGCUUAGAGGCAAAUGAUUAUGCAUUAGCUCACCGCUCACUAAACUUUUGACUCGCUAAGGACUCUGUUUUCCUGAAUUUUAUUUAGGGAUUCCAUACUAUUCACUGUUUUCAACAGUGGAACAAGUCUCUACGGAGGCUUUCUGAUCUUCUCUGUGUUGGGGUUUAUGGCCAAGAGACAAGGCGUAGAUGUACAAGAUGUUGCUCAAUCAGGUGAGAAUUAGGAAAAUAUGCCAACAACAACAACAAUAAGCUUUAUUUGCAUGACCAUAACAAAGUAUUACAGUAUUGCAAAAGCUACUUGAAAUUACUUAUUUAUUCCUUGUAAAUUAAAUAUUUAAAAUAAUUUGAAACUUAUCAAUCAUUGUUUAUUUCUAACCAUCAGUAGGAUUAAUUAUUCCGGAGAUAAGUUUGUCUCUUUAUUACAUCCACUUUGAAAUCACUGGCUAUCCGUGCAAUCUGAUUGGCUCUCAGCAGUGUGAUUUAUUCCUAAAUCGCACCAUUUUUUGCGCUAAAUCGCAUCUGUUCCAAAUCGCGUCAUUCAUGUUCUAAAUCGCAUCAUUUCUGUUUUAAAUCGCACCAUUUUUGUUCUAUAUAUUGCAUCAUUUCUGUUUCGAAUACAAAAUGAGAUGUAAAAGCCUUUUUGUUUCGGCUUUUUAACAAACCGGCUACUCGAUCAAUAAAAUAUUAGUAGUGACUAAAUUCUGCGAUUUCAAAAUGGAUGUAAUAAAGUGGUAAUUGAACUUCGUGUCGUGCAAUUUUGGUCUGAAAUCAUACUUGUGAUUUCAAAUCAAACUCGCACUGCGCGCUCGUUCGAUUUUGAAAUCACGCGUAUGAUUUCAGACCAAAUUGCACUCCACUUAGUUCAAUUACCAUUAUCAAUUCAAAGUAAGUUGAUAUAAAUGAAAUUAAUUGGAUGUUAAUAAAAUAGUCAGGAGAAUUCAUCAGAUGUGAUAAUAAGGACUCAUGUGAUUGUAGUCGCAGAAACGGUAUUUUAGGAUCUAGUUUAGAGAAGAACAUAUCUCUUAUGGAAGAAAAACUUGGACAAUCUAAUAAAAAGUGAGUUUCAUCUUCAAUUCUGUUACAAUUGCAGAGAUUACAUAACCUUUCGUCACGUGGUAGAUUGUCGUAUCUACCUGUCUCAAUCCUAAGUUUGUGACUGCUUAUUCUCAGUUUCACUAAUGUUUUCCUAGAAGGGUUCUUUCUUGUUAAAUCUAGGUAGACAGAAGGGCUAUAAUUCGUUUUGAUUUUAUAAUAAAAGUUAAGUUUUUGUGAAUGUUGAAGGGUAUGAUUCCAGUAAGUGAUAUAUUUCUUUUGCAUAAGAUCUACAUAUUGCUUAAUUUUACAUUUAUUCAGUAAAUUACAAUUAAAGCCUGGGAAAUCAUAGUAGUCAGUCAUCUUCUUAAGACUGGAGUAAAAACUAUUUUGACCACUAUGAUAAAGGUCAACAGAUAUUUUUAAAGAUUGUUUAACUAUAGAAUUUUCAUCUUUUUCUUGGAGAUAGUUUAAGUAAUUAAGUAUCUUGUUAUUUAUAUCAAUGAUCAGAGGGAAUCUGCCAAGUUCAGAUCUGCAUGCAACAUUGGAUGACUUGUUAUGGACUUCUAAAUAUCGUUUACAGAAGUGCAAAUGAGUUUUUUCGAUUCCGGAGUUAUCCCAUGACUUAAAAUCUGAUUUCACAAAGGCACCCCAAACUUCACUGUUGUAAGUUAAAAUCGGUGAGACCAUUGUGUCAAAAAUUUUAUUUGCAAGGGAAGGUUUCAGUUUACUAAAAUCAGUGUGGCGUCUUAGACUAAAUAGAGCAUGAAGGGCUUUUUGCCGAAGAUGUUCAAGUGAGAGUGUAAAAUUUCCGGGAGACGAGAUGCGAGUCCCUAAGUAAGUAUAGUCUUUUACAAUGUCUAUCAUUUCAUUUCCUACGUGAAAAACAUAAUCACAUUUUUUUGCGCCUUUUUGGAAAACCAUUAUUUUGGUUUUCUUGGGGUUGAUUUUAAGCAUCCAGGAGUUGCAAUAUGAAGACAAUUUGACAAUUCGCCGAUGCCUUGGCUAACUAAGUUUUAACUCGUUUAAAAAUCGGCUCCACAUAUAGCCGCCUUGAGACCAAGGCUGAGUUCACAAUGUUCUGGAUAGCUGUUCGUGCCGACCCUGUAUAGUAUGAACACCUAUCCGAUAUGUGACUCUCCAUUUUAGAGAUGGGCGCGGCCCAGCUUCUCUUCGUAGCAGAAAUCGCGCCGAAAUCAUCGCUCUUAUGUGUAAACAGAAGCCCUAUCCGGUGUGGUAUUCCUGUGGCUGCAAAAGCUAUUUCGUAUAGUGUAUAUAAACAUAGCCCAAAUGUGUUAACUUUCUUUCUCUCUGCAGGCCCUGGCCUUGCUUUUAUAGUUUAUCCUGAAGCAGUUGCCCAGAUGCCAUUAGCUCCACUGUGGUCCGUGUUGUUUUUCUUUAUGUUGCUUUUGCUUGGUCUGGAUAGCGAGGUAAACGAAUGUGAACUAUUUGUUAAGCACGUUACACAUGUAUAUCUUUGUGUUUAAAAUAGGAAAUUUAUGCCUUUUCCUAACCAUUAUUGUCAGUUCUAAUAAUUAUCUAGUUAUUUUUGGUUCAGGGCAAAAUGAUGUGUUUAUUAAAUUGAUACCCCCAGGGGUUGUAUGGGUACUCACGUGAUGUACUACAUUAUACAACGAGGGAUACUUUCUGUGAAACGUACACAAAAUAUUGAAUCUUUGAAUCACGUAAUUGCUGAGUGAUCCUAAUGUAGUUUUAAAGUGCAGUAAGACGCAGAUCCAAGCUAGCAAAAAGCCGUUUUAGCUGUUUGUGACUGCUUGAAAAAAUUAAAUCUGGCCGGUGAAAAAUUACUUCCACUGUAACAGGUCUUUCGUCCCAUACAACUUCAAGGUCACUUGACCCCCCUAAGUUACCAUAGUGACACUGCUACCAUACAUUUUUGCCAUCUGCACAAGGGGGGUUGUCAGAAAAUCAUUGGUAGUAUUUGCCACCUUGAUCAGGUGGUGACGAUCUGCCAUUCUUCAGCGCUUGGCUCAUGGGCUAAUAUUACGGACCUGAUCGCGCAAACCAUCUCUGAGGAAAUCGCAAUUUUUUUGGCCUUCGAACGGAACUCAAAAGGUACUUGACCUAAGUUGAAAUGUGAUAAGGACGUCUGUGGAAAUCAAUCCCGAUACAAUGAAUCCCUUUAUCUGAACGCAGAGCCCAGUGUCAAGAUUAGUUCUCAACCUCUUCUGCUACAGAGAGAUGUAAUAGGGAGCUUGAGCAACAACGACAGCGAGGGCAACGAGGACGGGAAAAAAGCAAUAGGUUUAGAUAAGCAAAACGGCAACUUUGCACGUGCAUCACGAUUUUUUGCACAUUUCUUUGCCGUCACUGCACGACUACAACGGGAAAGCACCUCAAUUCGCGUUUUGUAGAGGACGCCGAGUACAAGACAACUUUCUUUUUCUUUUCCUAAAACUUGAUACAGUCUUUUGACGAAUUAAACGAGAUGGAAUAAGCGCGAUAAAGUUUGAGGCAACGCGAAUUCACUUUUUAAGUGACGUUUUCGUAGACGUCGCUGUCGUUGUUGCUUAAGCCUCCGAAUAUCCCAAAGCCAAAAUGUACCCUCGUUAUAAUCACAUAUUUCAAGUGCCUUGCCGUUUUCAGUUUAUCUGGGUUCUCCAAUGUACGUUCUGGUGCCUGUUUUGACUAAAACUGACAAAAGAGAUUUUUCGUUAAUGAAAAAAGUUUUGUUUUGUUUUUACCACAGCUGUUGAAUAAACGGUAUUCUGAUCGUUAGAUGGGUUGAACUCGCAAGGGCCCGCUCUUCGGGGAAGUAAGAAUGAAGGAAAUUGGAGCGUCUGAAAAUACCGCAAGGUUAAACCAUGUCCACCAUGUUGCCGUAUGAUUAUGUCGAUUAUCAGUGGACUAAACAAGGCCGUUUUUUAUUUUUGAUGGUGACUUUACAUCGAUGAGCGGUAAAAAUACUCAUAAAAGUCUACUUUGUUCAGUUUGUAGGAAUAGAAGGUGUGGUGACGGCCAUUGUUGACUUGUUUCCUCAUUACUUCAGACGCGGUUACCGCAAGGAACUCUUCACAGCUUUUGUAUGCAUAAUCUGGUUCGUGAUUGGACUCUCCAUGGUUACUGAGGUAACACCUCAACUUGUUUCUCUCUGGUUCCUUCUAAGGAAAUUUGCCUUCUUUUACGCUUUCUUGUCGCGUUCGUCAGAACGCAUCCCAAUCUUGGUGUUCCUGUGGUUCAAAGCCAUAAAUUUUCGAGGUAUAGUGGACGACUGCCGAUUAGCCGCCCCCACUGAUUUUAUCAGGGGCAUCUUGGCCUGGAAACUGGACUCCUUUCGACUCGAUUUCUUUUCUGUUAUUGACAAACGCGGAUCCGUAAUCAAUGAUCAUCUCUAGUUAAAAGAAUACGUUAUCACAAAUCAAUGAUUGAAAAUAGCAAAAAAUUAUCAAACCGCAAAGACUUCUUUCCGGCUCAAAUAAAAUUUAAGAUGAAACUCAAUUUUCGUUGGUCUAAAUAAUCAGCUCCUAAAGAUACUGCAAAGAAAACUGCCUUCAGUUUCAUGUAAAUGUUACAAAUAUAAUGUUAGACACUUGGUUUUAUUAGAGUGAUUUUACUUAACCCGUUAAACAGAGAAUAACAAAGAAGGCAAAGUAGCUACACGUAAACAAAAGAAGACAAUUGAAUUAGUGCAUAAAAACGCGUAGUAUUAUACUACCCAUUUCACGGGUCAAUUAAAAUCACUCUAUCUUGCAACUUACUUCCAUAAAAGGAUCAUGUAAUAUUCUGUUACAAAACAUACAAUGAAUCAUAGCCUUCUGCUGAUGCUUGUUUUCGAGAAAUGUUACUGACUUGGUGUAAACAUACAAUGGGGAAGUUGUAUAAAAAAAUUGUAAUAUUGGACUGUAGUUUGUGCUGUGCUCUUUGAAUAUUACUUGGACACAUUUUUUUAACUCUUUUAGAAAAUGAUAACCGCAUGUUAAUUGGGUGCAAACAGCCUUUCCAGGCCUAUUAAAGCACGGGGUUCACGCCCAAAUAGGUGCUGCGGUCAAACCUGUCUUAAGCGGCCAACGUUUGGGAAUGGUUAGCUUACUGACCUCUUAACACAGGUUUGACAAACUUAAUUUAGAGUUAUUCAAGAAAAUGAAGGUAGUUAAAGAGCGAGAUGUCUACGCCACGACAAAUGGAACUCCACCUGUUUCUAGCUGUUCUUGGGCCAAUGAAAAAAAGUUAAAGACCACUUGACGCCAUACACAGUGCGACUUGUUGCACUAGUUUGGUACGUCUUCCCAAAGUGACCUUUUAACAGUCAAAUCGGUUCAAACCUGAAUAAAGCGGACCUCUAUUAAACGGUCACUUACCAAAGUCCUGGAAAUCAUUUCCCUUAAUUACUGUAAAACUGACCUGUAUUAAGCGGUCGUGCUCACCUUUUCCGAGGUCCCAACGACUUAUUUUUUGUUAUCUUUACCUCCAUUAAACGUUCACUUUGGGAAUACGUACCAUACUAGUGCAACAGGUCGCACUGUGUAUGGCGUCAAGCGGUCUUUAACUUUUUUCUUUUGGCCCACGAAGGGGUACUAGAAACAGAUGAAGGUCAAUUUGUCGUGGGAUAGAUAUUUCGCUCUUUACCUUCAUUUUAUUGAAUAAAUCUCAAGUUUGUCAGACCUGUAUUAAAAAAACGGUCAACCUGUAUUGAGCAGUCCGUGAGCCAUUCCCAAAGGGUGACCGCUUAAUACAGGUUCCCCGUUUAAUACAGGUCAGUUUUACAGUAAUUAAGGGGAUUUCCGGGACUUUGGUAAGUGACCAGCUUAAUGUUUGACUGUACAUAUAAACUAUGAAUAUCGAUGACACAACAUAAACAAAACUGAAAACUUUGUUUAGGGUGGUAUGUACGUAUUUCAGUUGUUUGACGCUUAUUCUGGUGCUGGAACAGUCCUGUUGUUGGUGGUCCUUGGUGAAUGUUUGGCAAUUGGAUGGCUUUAUGGUAAGGAACAUACUCGCAAAGAUGCAUAACAUUUUGUAAUUAGUACCCCCGCCCCCGCCCCCGCAAAAGCCGUUGUAAAUUACUUGCUGCAGGAGAAGUUAUGUCGUUGGGGGAGGCAAGCUGAACAAAUAGGAAUCUGCUAAUCAGAAUCCUCGAAUCUUAUGAGUAUACAAGUAUCCCUGUUAUUUUUCAUGUGCAAGUCAUUAUUGUUAUUGCAAAAUAUCCACUGUGGGAUCAGUAUGAAGUUUGUUGAGCAACCUUGUGCUUUCUAAGAGGGUCUCAAUGGGGUUAACCGAUAGGCGUAAAACGGCCAAAAAUUUAGCCGAUAGCCGUAAAAAUUAAAAAAUUUUAACCGUUAGCCGUAAAUAGCGUAAAAAAGAGUUAACCGUAAAAGUGUUCCCUAGAUUUGCUACUUUUAAGGAAGGUACUAAACUCAUUUUUAUUUCCCGGCUAGUGUGACUCCGUACGCACGUUAGGCGAAGCGCCUUUUAGGUGUUAACCAAGACCUAGGCUCCAUUUCCGGCGCUUUCUUGGGGAACUAAUUUUUUCCACAGCGAAAGUGUGGCUUCUUGCUGGGGAUUAAUAUUUGCAUUUAUCAGGAAGCCGUGCCCUCGAAACACUAGUGAAACAACACGCAGAGAUGUCACUGUUUGUAAAACACGUUGCCGAUAAACAACAUUUCCCUGUCUUUCUCGGACGCUACGGUAGACAUUGCCAUGCCUAGUCCCUGUUCGGCGUCUUCCCACGCAAUCUCGGUAAAGGCAUUUCAGUGGCGAACUCGCUCGGACCACGUGACCAGAAAGGCAUCAGCCGCGCGGAAUAAUGCGGCCUACUGACAAGGCAACGGCAGACAGUCGUUCCCUACAGUCCUUCGCUAUCAUUAAAAACACUGGACACGGAAAUUUUGUUAUUGGCCGUUUUCACACUAGUCCUAGAAAUGGAUCAUCCGUUUGAGACUAGACUGUGUACAGUCGCGCCCUCCCCACAGACAUCCCUUCUCCGAUUUUUUUCUGAGGGGAGGGGUGGCUGUACACAGGCUAUCUGGAACGGAUAAUCCUGUCUUCAAAAGUCAGGCGGAUUGUUCAUUCUAAAUUAAAACUAUCCUAUUGCCAAAUUAAGACGUAUCACCUAUCUGACGCGAAUCAUCAAACGGAUAACUCGUCUCACACGAAUAAUCCUUCUCUAGUGUGAAAACGGCCAUUUCUGUUAUAAUGAAUGUCGCGCCCCGGCCUUGAGUUGGGCGUUCGCGUGUCUGCUUUUGCUUUUUCACAACAAUUAUUUUUAAAUUGACUAUUGACAUUUCUAUGUGUAAAAUAAUAUCAGAAGUGCAAUACUUUAUAAAAAGUGUGAUCUAUCAAAUGUUAAAAUUUUUCAAAAGAAUAGCUUAUUUCAUCCCGAGAUGAUCCGAAGACCUUUAUUUUGAUUUAAAGAUACAAAAAAUACAGGUUAAUUAAUAUUUAACUUUUUGAAACAAAAGAAGUUAAUUUUUAACUUUUUCGUUAACCGUAAUUGAAAAAAAUUAACCGAUAGCCGUAAAAGAGCCAAAAUUUUAGCCGAUAACCGUAAAAGCCACCACCCCAUUGAGACCCUCUUCUAACUUUUGAAUGUCUAAUGUGUCUCACCAAAUCUCCAGAGCAAACCUUAAUCAGUUCUUUUUCAAAAAAUCAGCCGAAGAUCGUCAGCAGUUGUGUAAAAUGAUUUGAUGUCUUAACCUGCGUAUCAGUGAUGAGACAAUUUUUGAAAACCGUCUGAGGAUUCUUUUCAGAAUUUGCGUCUCCCAGUUAUCAACAACAACAACAACAAACAUACACUGAAGCAAAUGCAUUUGUCCUCUCGAAGAUGCGACAACCUCGUGAUAAAAAAUUCUGAUCUCGUUAUACUUAGGUAUUAGUGUUUUGCUUACUUUCGACAGGUCGUGACCGUUUCUAUAGCAACAUAGAGGCUAUGUUGGGAUUUCCGAUCAACCCAUGGUGUGGCUGGUGCUGGAAAUACCUUUCACCAAUAUUUUGUUUGGUAAGUACAUGAUGGCUUUCUCUAAGCUUUGUAUUUAACCCCCAGACCAAACUAAGGAAAGGAAAGAAGGAGGGAGUCAUGGAUGAGGGGACAAGAGACAUGCCCUCUUUACAAUAUACAUUAAGAUACGAACAGUAAGCUCGGACGUCAGCAUACAAAGGCUCCACUGGCAGCCGCCAUCAAUCCAUUUAUGAGCUUACUGUACCCACCCACCCCAUGAUGUGAAUGAUGUGUAACGGUUGGCCACGCCACCGGGAUCUACGUCCCCUAUUCUUUUCGAGCAGUGGUUCAAACAAAGAAGCAACCAAAACGACAACAACCAAAAAUUCGGAAAGCCUGUGGCUUUACUGAUGAUAAACACUUGAUUCCUAAGAUUUCUGCCACGUGACUGUUUCACUUGUACUGACAGUAACUUUGGUGUUUUGUCAAUUUUAUCUCGUAAAUAAAAUAAAAUAAUUAGCGUACAUUUUAGUAAUAAGUUGUGAACAAUCACCUCAGUGAUCCGUGGGUAAACAAAUUACAAUUUACAAUUUUUUUUUUACAAUUCACGUCGAUCAAAACUAUUUAACCGAAUAACAACGUCAACAUGAAAAAGGUUCCCUCCGUCCCAAAAAAGCCGUCGCUUCUAAACUGCGACUGCGUCCUCGAUGCUCGAAACCUGAAGGUGAACCAGUGAAUAUCCCGAGUUUGAGUAGCCAAUCACAGCGCGCGAAAAACACUAUCCACUAUUUUAGAAGCUUAAAGCAUUACUUAAUCUCCGGAUUGAUUAGUGUUUACACUUCGUGGUUGGUGUUUUGGAGUGAAUUUCUCUGGCAUCUCAAGUCGAGAAAUCUAAGUAUAAUUUUGCUAUUCUUUGCUAGGCUGUAUUUGUUUUCUACAUUUCUACUUAUCAGCCACUCAAGUAUCGAGAAUACGUUUAUCCUGCCUGGGGACAGGCGAUUGGCUGGCUGAUGACCCUGUCGUCACUAUCCUUAAUUCCAACGGUGAUGAUAUACAAACUGAUGAACACUACUGGAUCAAUCCAAGAGGUAAAUAUUUGUCUUUUAAUAUAGCAAUGAAAGCUUAACUGGCUAAGACCCCAUAAUUUAUCAGGGUUUAAAAAUGACAGAAGCAGUAAUAAAGGUAAAGCGUGCUUGCUCCUUAGAUGUUUGUAAGAGUUUCUUGACGUUUAAAGUUUUAUUUGGAUCAGAUAAUUGUUAGGUCCCUCUCUUUUUCCCUCGGUAGAAUCUAUCGUGCAAAGGUUAGAGGAGAAUGAGCAAAUGACAAAUACAAAUAAAUCAAAUAAUCGUAGCAAGGUUGAGAUUUCUAAUUAGUUGUAGGAGAACCCGUUGGUUAUUUACCAGUCUGGUCGAGGAUUUUUUGAUUUUUUGAAUUUUGAUUCUCACGAUGACACUGACCAAAUCGUCGUUGUUAGAAGGUAUUGUAAUUCCCUUUUUAUCUGAAAGUUAUAAAUUCACUCAUAGCAUCACAACUUAUAAAUACUUGUUUUAAAGAAAAUUUUUUUGUUGUAUUUUGCUUGAAUUGCAGCGCCUGCGAGAACUGACGAUACCCGUUUUGUUCCAUCGCGAAGAAGACAAUGAGACUUCACACCUUAUUAGCCAAGAAAGCAAGGCCUAAUGGCUAAGAAUAUUUUACUUUAAAUGGAGUCCCCGGCUUAUUCACUCAGGAAGCAAGUGAUAAAAGGAUAGAAUAAAAGGCUUCUGGAACCAAAAAAGCAACUGAUAAGUUAACUAAACAGGUUGUAGACCAAAAAAGGAAAUUGAUUAAUAACACGCAUGCGCAGGCCAUUUAUUACAACGCCGAUCGGCGCUGCAGUAGGUAUGUCUCCAGUGCCCUUGUGAAUGAACUCUUAAGAUUUGAUAUUGGGAAGCAAAUUUGACCGUUUUUGAGGUUAAGAGGCGGUAGAGCUUUCAACUAUCUCCCAGGCCCUGUACGCUUUUGUUUUGAACUAUGGACCUCCAGUUAAUCUCGCAUAAAAACGUUAGGAACUUGAUAGUCUUUUCACAGUUUCCAUUCGCUUGAGCUGGUUUAUACAUUUUUAAAAUAAUAAUACAGUCGAACCUUCAUGUGCGAUCACCUCUUGUAAGCGACCACCUCCCAUAAGCGACCGCCAAUCCAAAACACCAAAAUUAUCCUAGUCAAUGCCUUACAGUAGGAGCUUCUCGUAGACGAGCAUCUCCUGUAAAGAACCACUACCGCUUUUUGGGCCUGACAGUCGAUGAUUUUCCAUUGCUUUAAACCCCUUGUCAGCGACCACUUGACGCCUUCUCUGAUCUCUAUGUUUGCACCAUGCUACUUAAAAUAUAUGAAGAACUUUAGUGACAACAUGGAACUACACAUAUCGUAACGACAUUGCAUGGAAUAAACUACUUCAAUAAAGUAGAUGUGCCUGGACCUCUUAUCGGAAGAGGCCCUCUGUGAUUAUUCUUGUUUCAUUGAACUUACAUAGCUUUUUACCAUGGCUAUAUCUAAUAAAUCAGGGUUAAAGUCAGGAAGCUUAAAGUAUUCUGACAUAUUCAUCAAAUGAGAGUGGAAGAAGAAAAGAAAGAAAAAGGGAAGGGAAGGCCAGGCUGCCCCGCUACAGUCUUAAUGGCUAUCUAGAAUUUUUUUUUUUAUCGACAGAAAAAAACGAUGAGAAGCAACGACUUUAACACAGAAACUAAAAUAAUAACUAUAAUCUAAUUAACACUAGACGACUAUAAAUAGCUCUGAAGACCUCGUGCAGAACCCGUGUUUCGUAGAUCACAGAGAGUCCAAAGGUUCGAGAUUGAAACACUCUGCCGAUUUGGGGCUAUAUUGAUUUUAUAACAUUUUUUUUAAACCUCUUUUCGUCUUAGAACAUGUCAGAAGGCUUUACUAUACUCAAAACAAUUUAUACUUGCUUUCCUCAAAACGAAAAGCAGGAAUCUACCGCGAAUUGAACGUCAUAAUCGUCAUAAUCAUAAUGUGUAAAACAUAACGUCAUCGUUACAGGAUUUUGCGUGCUGCAGAUUGAUUUGAUUUGGAUUGUUGUACUCUCAGUGCUUCCUGAUUUGCUGUUUUUCGUGUAAAAAAUAUUGAAGCACUAACCCGCUGUUUAAAGACCAUGACCGACAGCCCAUAUCACCGGCUUCGCGGGAGAAUAACAUAACUGGAUCAUCCAUUCACAUCCGGACAGGAUAUCAACGCAUGAACAACUGAAAAACCUUAUCACUUUACUCCCCGAAAAAGGAAACACAGUCAAAGCAGAGGAGUAAGAUUUGACCUUAAUUCGGCACUGUUUUAGUGGUGCAGCUUUGUCUGCACAAAUAAACGUGAUCUGAAUCGUAAAAUUUUGCGAACCUGUUACUUGUCAGAUACAACUUAAAUCAAUAGAGACAAUAUACACUCCGAUCAAAUGAAAAACGAAUUUCAUUUUCUUUUUUACUCCUCUCAGUCACGAAUAAGGGUUAAUUUUCAUUGUAUGUUGUAAUUUUGGACCCAAACAUAAACCAAUUAUCUGUUGACAAGUUGAUUCGCAUUCCAGGCCUGUUUUAAACGAUUUCUUCCCGAGAUAAUUAUUUGACCUGCGGCUAGAGGCAAACGGUUUCCUCCUUUCGAUUAUAUCCAAAUCUGUAUCAAGGAGCAGUUUGUAGCCACCGUAAUGUUCAUCUAUAUUUCUUCUAUUGAGUACAAAAGACCGAUGCUCGUAUACAGAAGACAGCAAUGUCCAUCAUCUGCCCCGGUGUUAGCUAUCAUGAGGCCCUUGUUAUUCUGAACUUUAACGAAUUAGCAACCCACCAUGACGAAAUAUGAGUCACUUUUUCACACAAGUGCAGAUGACAACAAUCACCGCCUUUACAAGCCAUUACCUGCGCCUCACGAAUCUACCUAUUCAUUAAGGCUGGCGCGACCUUUUAACAUGCCACGUUUUAAAACCGAGCUUUUUUUUUAGAAUAGUUUUAUUAUCUUUUCAUGUCUUAAAGUAACUUAUUGGUUAGAGUUUUUGAAUUUCGUAUUUAACCUUUUUAGCAUCUCAUCUCUUGUUAGCUUUUUUAUUCCUUUCAAUUAAGACAGAUUAGUUAAUGUUUUUGAUCUAUAAUUUAAUUUUUGUAACGUAAAUACGCAAUUCAGUUUUCGAACUGCUAUGUAUUUACGAAUUAAUAAACUUCAAACUACAAACUUCAAACUUCAAACAACCGACAACUAAGGGUACACGAACAAAAGGUGGUCUGCCUGUGGUUCCAAGGAAAAGAAUGGGAGAAGAAUCUUGUUCCUCAGUUCAACCUUAUCCUCAAAGUCUUCUCAAAAUUUAUAUACUAGAAAAAACCUGACCACGAGGAUGGUUCCACAUCAUUUAUUGUAAGACGAUGGGAUAUUGGAAUCUUUGGAGCCCGUUUAAUCGUAUCAAGAUGCAUUUCGUUCUGUGUCCAACCUCUCCCGGGUUGUCACUGUUGAAAGACCUCAAAAAGUACGCUGGCUAGAAUCCGUGUACCGCGCCCUUUUUAAGGUCUUCCGGUUCAAGUGAAAUAUUGAAAGAGGUAUUUUAAAACAAGUUGUUAAGGAUUUCUGUACCAUGGAUUGCUCUAAAGGUGUAUUCAACGUAUAGCUUUCGCGUUUGCCCACUGGAAUAUAUAUAUAUAUUUUUCAUCAGAAACUGCUUUCAUAUUCGAACUUCUUGAUAUCAGCACCGAUCAUAUUUUACGACAGAACAGAUAAUAAGGUUGGUCACAUGAAAAAACUAAUCUUGCAUGACGAAUCAACAUGGAUUUUACCGUGAGGAACGUAGGUCCUAAUCAAACUAUGUUAAUGAGUUAUGGUUAUCUGUAUAUCAGUAAGCGUACUUCUGAGGCGUGUUAACCGGAGCGAAAGGUUUUUACAAAUACGCGGGGGUAUUUGUUGAACGCACAACAAACUAGACACUUCUGGACCCUGUGGUAAAUCCUUUUCACUACUCAGUGGUUAGUGACCAUCUCAUUGCUGUUAAUUUGACGGAGAAGUCACCGGUAUGUAACAAAUUAGUAUAAGCACAUGGCACGCUGUAGGAUUGUAUUAUCUUUAGACCGGCAAAUCCAGCAUUUUGAGACUAAGCUUUAAUUUGGUCGCGUUUGAUGUCGACAGAAAACUUGUCCCACAAACUGACUUCCGUCCGAAUUACUUAGCAUUAAUGCGUUCAACGGGCUAGGCAAAAUUGCCAAAAUGGGAAGAAACAGCUGAAAGCGAGUUAACUUACAACUUGUUUUAAUGUUGAUUCGAAGUCUUGGAGCCAAUAUCUUUCAACAGAUCUUAAGAUUACAAUUUACCGGCCUCGGUCAGUUCACCAAAGAAGUUAAUAUUUAAAAUACUUGGGAUGACCGUACUAUUUUAAAACCAGUCGGCCUUCAAAGAUAUUGAUCUCGUGUUUGGCAAAACUCGCACGUUUGUUUAGUGUUUGUAAUGUAUGUACUGGAGGAUGCAAAAACAUGAUAAAUUACUUGCACCGGCGAAUUCAGUUACAAGCAGAUGAAACCUCUACCGAUUUGUGAAGCUGCCGAUUCAUUACUGAUCUUCUUAAAACGAAAGACACUAAAACACUAAACAUGGUCACUGUUGUUAUCAACUUCAUAAUUCAGUUUGUUACGUCUCGAUUUAAAGGUCAUUGUUGAAAUAUUAGGCCUGUCUUUAUUAAAAGUUCAGAGCUCGUCAACUGAAAAGAGAAAUGCUUUAAGAUGAUGUAUUAUUAUGUACUAAAUAUCAUCUACGCGACUUUCUGUCACUAGAAUUAACGUAUUCAUUCUUGUCAAGCCGUUAAGUCUAAUUUUGGACUAAAUGUUCGCAAGGUAAAGCAACGUGCAUCUGCAGCCGGUAUCAAAACUUAAAUACUGACAGAACUGCGUGCAUAAUUCAGUAUUAAUGAAUUGCACUGAGUGAAAUUGAUCGAUAAUAUUCGUACAUUUGGUGCUUUGGAAUGCAUUCGCAUUUUGAAUGUAUUCAAAUUUUAUUCAUUGCCUGCGGUACAAUUUGGCCCAGACACAAAACUUUCAGGAGCCAAAUGUUCCGGCUUAGGGAAAUGCAAAGGUUGGCGGUCGAUUUUGCAUUUCCGACCAUCCUUUUUCUUUAGAAAUGUCUCAAAAGUUUGGCCUCAGACGUUUGCCCAUUAGAGUCGACUGCUUAAGCUUCUUUCAGUGCAGAGAGGGACUAAUCAUGCCCCAAACAAUUUAAAAAAGGAGCGGUAAAGUCAAAAUGCCUUUGUUUAAAUAAACCGGGUCUAUUGUGUUCAUUCAUUCACGUUAAGUAGUAGACUCGAUAUUGAAUCUUCAAAGGCGCAUAAUGUUAACCAUAAGUAUAGAUUGGCAAACAAAAACCCAUCGAUAUAGACGCUUUUGCGGCUUGACUUUUUUCAAGGAAAAUAAAAACUUAUCGGGCAUAGGGUAAGUCAAUAGUUAACAUUUUUUUUGCUCUGUACAAUGUUAUCUUGGAAAUAUGUGUAUAAUUUUGCUGCUUUUUAUUGCAUGAUGUUGUGUUAAAUUACUUCUCCGUAUAAAAGACAGUGACCUGGAAUACAAGAUGGGCGUUGAAAUCAAGGAGCGAGAGACUUGGUCGUCAAAGUUGGAUUUCCUUCUCGCUUUGAUGGGUUUUUCCAUUGGCCUUGGUAACAUAUGGAGGUUUCCUUAUCUGUGUUUUAAAAAUGGUGGAG
Molecule: messenger RNA, 26295 nt
Organism: Porites evermanni
Lineage: Eukaryota; Metazoa; Cnidaria; Anthozoa; Scleractinia; Poritidae
Source: the annotation of a GenBank genome assembly